CGUAGAAGGAGGAGUCAGGGCGGUGUCCCCAAUUAAAAAGGCCGCAUCGCCAUCCAUCUCCAUCCAGCGCUCAUCUUUACCCUCACUUCCGUCACUCUCCAUCGCCACUGGAGCAUCUUGUAUAUCUUCGUUUUCUGCGACUGAUAUAAUAAGGAAGGCGUCUACUUUCUUUUACAUCUUUGAUUUUUUGACUCUUCACAAGAACGAGUUUCUUCUUUCUUUGAAAAGCUUUUAGCUUCUACACUCGAAAAAAAAAGUUUCUGACUCCCACGCGAGCAACUUCUAUCUUCCACAACCACCUGCGACAAACCUCAACGAGCCUUCAUCAAUCAAAAUGAAGGUCUUCAGCAACAAGGUCACAUAUAACUACUCCUGGGACGAGGUGUCCACAGCAAACUGGACAAAGUACGGCCCCUGGAACAACAAGUCUGAGCAUGUCAUUGCCGUCGACACCCUCUCCCGCGAAGUCGACCCCGCGACCGGUAUCCUUCGCACCGAGCGUCUGAUCACCUGCAAGCAAACCGUGCCCGAUUGGAUCAAGACCAUCAUCGGUGGUACUGGCGACGAGAGCUUCAUGUAUGAGGCUAGCUACGUCGACCCCAUCAACAAGACCGUCACCAUGGUUAGCCAGAACUUGACAUGGAGCAACCUCGUCAACGUUCAGGAGGAGGUCGUAUACAAGCCCCUCGGCGACCACCAAACACAGUUCAUCCAGAACGCCAACAUCACUGCUCUCUGCGGUGGCUGGCAGCGAAUUAAGAACAGCAUCGAGGACACCAUGGUGUCUCGCUUCCGUGAGAACGCUGUCAAGGGCCGUGAGGGCUUCGAGCGCGUUCUGAUGAUGAGCCGCAAGGCUUUCGCCGAGGAGAAGGCGCGCCAGAUUCUAUGAGUUUACCAUCACGUAUGAAUCACGCCUUAUCUCCGACCCGCAAUACCUUAUCUCCAAGGGUUGCACACGACACCAAUCUCCACUACUCACCGCUACACUAUUUAACGACGACACGGCAUAAAAGACGGGCGCGCGAUAUUAAAAAAGAGGAGUAGAUGACACUUGCAGCAUUUUAUUGGCGUUUAGAAGGUUGUUCAAAAGUUAUACACAAAAAGAGGAUUUUGCUCAUUUCGGCAUGAUACAUCUCAUUACAUCAAUGCCUUGCGUUUUGGAGUUGUUCGGACUAUACCCCCGGUCUAUUAGACAGUCGAGAGCACAUGGACCCCGAGGAAUUGCCUCGGGUUCAUCGCCUAGAACGGGCUUCUUGAUAGAGUCACUGAUUAGAAUACUUAAUCAUGAAACCUAUUACUAUAAA
This is a messenger RNA of Fusarium oxysporum Fo47, 1304 nucleotides long. RefSeq names its product PRELI-like family-domain-containing protein. The transcript has a single exon. Gene Ontology annotation, cellular component: mitochondrial intermembrane space. Gene Ontology annotation, molecular function: phosphatidic acid transfer activity. Bases 335 to 889 code for a protein of 184 amino acids. The record is from RefSeq and is a predicted model, not a curated record. Lineage: Eukaryota; Fungi; Ascomycota; Sordariomycetes; Hypocreales; Nectriaceae. Gene Ontology annotation, biological process: phospholipid transport.